CCAUUGAUGUGCAUUAUUUUCAAGAGGACGGACACUGAUUCAUUCUUCAUUUUAGCGGUGUCGUGGGGUUUUCUGUGAAUUGAAACCAUGGUGUCCCACUCUCUGGCUCUGCCGAUGAUCUGCUUCACCACGUUGUGGGGGCUGGUGGGGGUCGUGGCUCCUUUCCUAGUGCCCAAAGGACCAAACCGGGGAGUGAUCGUCACCAGCCUGAUCCUCACAGCCAUAUGCUGCUACCUGUUCUGGUUGAUAGCCAUUCUCGCCCAGACCAACCCUCUAUUUGGUCCUCAGCUCAAGAAUGAAACUAUAUGGUACCUGCUCUAUUUCUGGGAGUAAAUCUGGACUGUGUAAUUUCACGCCUCUCAUCAUUCCUGUCCUCUGGUUUGCUGGACUUAAUUUGAGUAUAACUCCGAAUCCACCGUCCACAAUGAAUUAAUGGGACAUUUUAUCUGUUGCUGCAUUUUAUAACUCAAAUAGGAGCGUCAUUUUUGUUUUGAGUAAUCUGGGCAAUAUUAAGGGUCAUGUACAGUAAUUUUAAAGGAACAUCGCAGUGUGUGUUUUUUUUGGGUUUUUUUGGGGAGAACAUCCAAUGAGUUUUAAGGCUUCAUAUGUGUUAAGAAUAUAAUUUUACAACCAAAUGUGUGCUAAUCAGACAUGCUAAUGUAUGAGGAUUCUGUUAAAAACUAUAAAAACAUAAAAUAAUGGGAACUAAUUUAUAGAAUGGAAGAAGGUUCAUAUUAUUCAGCUUAAACAUCCAAAAUCACUGCGAUGCUCCUUUAAGACACAGGCUUUUCAUUUUACUGUUGAAUGAAUUUGUGAAGUUGAAGAGACUUUGUAAGUAGAUGUUGACCUUCUGUCCCAGAAAUGUGUGAAACUCCAGUGUUUUAGUUUACUGUGUUUUUAUUAUUUAUGUUUUUGUCAUCAGGGAACACAAGCUAAUUGUUGAUAUUUAUUUUGGCCUGGAAGCACUGACGUAGGACAGUUGUAAUUACAGUGUCCACAUGGCCUUGUUAUAUAACUGUUAAUAAGUGUGAUGUAAUGCGGUGUGACUGUAAAUAUGUGUAUGUGUGAUGGAUUCAUUACUGUGAGUACUUGGACUGCAGCCAUGAGAAUCUCCCAAAACUGUAAGAAGUGAAGAGUAAUUCCCUCCACUUUAGACCACUUCAGCAUGCAACUCCCUCCCACAUUCCCCUCGACACCACGGAGGUCCUCGUUGCCAUGGUGAUCUCAUCGCCCAAUUCAAUCCCUUUCCACUCGACCCCUUUUGAUGAAAUCCUGCCCAUUCUCGCUGGUUGUGUACAGACAUACUGUAGGUAACAGCAGAGGGCAUGCAUUCCGUAUUCAUUCUGCUGUUAGAUUUUGGUUUAGUGUGUGUUAUAUUAACUCCCUCAAAUUAUUUAAUGACUACAGAUUCACAGAAUUCUUUUUACUUAAACUUUAGAUUUUUUUUGGUCUUUUUUCCAGGGUUAAUUGCUCCUUAAAGCUGUCAUUAGACUGAGAAAAUGACUGCCUUUAAAUGAAUUCAUAUGCAAAAGAAACCAAGCAAAGAAAUAGUACAUUUUAUGGAAGACAGCUGUCCCGCAUGCAAGACAUGUUUUGUGUGUUUAGAUUGUAGUUGUUUGUUGUAGAACUGUACAAAUGUGAAUAGUUCUGCACCCCGGCUGAUGUUUUCUGCAGUGAGAGUAAAGCCCCAGUAACGGGAGCUUCAUCAAAGUAGCACUCAGGCAUGAGCUGUAGUCUGAGCGGCACAGCCAGUGGUGAUGGCGUGAACCAACAGACAGGCUGACCUAUUUCGUUUGGGAAUCACUUUUGCUCAGAUCAGUCUAUGUCUGCUGAGUGUGGUGGAGCUCAUGAAUACAUCCGACAGCUUUUAUCAGAGCCUCGCACUAACUUUACAACAAAUGCUGCAGAAAGUGGUGGGUGUUCCUUGUUUACUACUGUGUUCAUGGUAACACUCUGCUCUACAGAAACACUAUGUAUAUACAUACACAUAAGGCAAAGUAUGUAACAUUAAAUAAAUAGACUCUUAUGCUACUUCUUUUCAAUCAUCACUUCUGAGCCUUUGCCAGUGUGUGGUGUUAUUUACCUGCACAGACCUUGCCCUCCGCUUGAAUUUUCUUUUUUCGUCUUUUUUGUGCUGUUUUCUAGAUGUUUCUCAGUGUCAGUAUUUCCAUCUGAUCUAUAACUGUGACUCCGGUUGUAGGCAAUCUCGUCUUUUUGCUCUUCUUACAGUUCUGUAUGAGGCAAAAGUCUGGGCACAGAACACACAUGUGCACAGACUUAACCUGUCACCUCACACAAGAGGAAAUUAAUGCUUCACCGUCAACAUUCCUGUCAAGACUUGGGUGUGUUUGUGUUUUUAGAAUGUAACCGCUGUGACAAAAUCAUAUCCAUCCAUUCUUGGUUGAGGACAGGCCAAGUUUGAACACUGCUUGCAAAAACAAGCAGGAAAUGUUAUAUACUUUGCCUUCAAAUUAAGGGAAAUUUUUUAUCAGAAAUUGAAAAGGGACCCAGAAAUGGCCAUUGCUGUCACACCAUCAGGGUCAAAGGUCAUGUGCCUGCAACAUCUCUCCCUCCACCUUCAAGUUGGGGCUUAUUGUCUAAUUUGCCACAGAUGCUGGAACUGAGGAAAACAAUCAGCUUGUUGGUGUAAAAUCACCUGAAGGUGAUGUUUAAGGCCACAAUGUAUAGUCUGUUCUCAUGGAACAAUAACUGUUCUGUUCGUUUGUUGGUCUGUUCACAUGCGUUGGAGUCUGGAGAACAUUAGUGUGCACUGAAACGGUCAUUGAUAACCAGCCACAAUGAUUUCCAUGUCCCCUGCUUAUCAUUUACACUGAAUGCUGAGUUGAGGCUGUUUUACCAUGAAAUAUCUCAAGGCUAGAAUGUAUUGUUUUAUUGUUCUGAUGUCUGUACCUUCUCUUGGCAGUAUAGUUUACCUAACUGGCCUCAAAAAGGUUGUUCAUCUCCCUCACUUUACCUCUUUUUCUGAAACCUUUGCCUUGAAUAAUGCAGUGUUCUACAUUUCUGUUUCUCUCUGAUGCUUUAAAGAACACGGAGCCUUGAGUGCAGAGCCACUACCACAACUACAUCCCCCACCUCAGGCCCUGAGAACCCCUCUACCCCUUUCCCUCCCCAUCCUCUCUAAAACCACUUUGCUUCAGCCAAAAAGAAUCAAAAUCAAUAUACAGCUACUUUUUAGAAAGACCAAAUUGUGUUGUAUCUUUUCCUCCAGCCCUCGUCGUAGUUGUGGUAGUGACAUGCGUCAGAACGUGGAUUUCAUUUUUAGUGGUGAAUUUUUAAAAAAUUUGUGCGUCUCUUUCCUUCAAUACAUUCAAUUGUAACUGAACCAGAGGCUUUAAACAAAAUUAACAUGUUCUCUGGUAACCUGUCAUCCUGCCAGGUUAGCGAUGUUGUUGGCAGGGAGUCAAACUUCAUCAAGGUCCUGUAACCUUGUGGUUGUGUUUGUAUUUUUUGUUUUUUCUUUUCGUGUUGAUAACA
Sphaeramia orbicularis (orbiculate cardinalfish) is the source of this 3495-nucleotide messenger RNA. RefSeq names its product ATPase H+ transporting V0 subunit e2 (gene atp6v0e2). The coding region runs from base 88 to 333 and encodes 81 amino acids. Gene Ontology annotation, cellular component: proton-transporting V-type ATPase, V0 domain. Gene Ontology annotation, molecular function: proton-transporting ATPase activity, rotational mechanism. Gene Ontology annotation, biological process: proton transmembrane transport. The record is from RefSeq and is a predicted model, not a curated record. The transcript is spliced from 4 exons. NCBI's taxonomy places the organism in Eukaryota, Metazoa, Chordata, Actinopteri, Kurtiformes, Apogonidae.